Molecule: messenger RNA, 2939 nt
Organism: Pecten maximus
Lineage: Eukaryota; Metazoa; Mollusca; Bivalvia; Pectinida; Pectinidae
Product: U5 small nuclear ribonucleoprotein 40 kDa protein-like
Exons: 9
Coding region: 86-1129 (347 amino acids)
Cellular component (GO): catalytic step 2 spliceosome
Molecular function (GO): RNA binding; protein binding
Source: RefSeq, a predicted model, not a curated record
GGAAGACGCUGUUUGACCUAGAUUGCACAGCGCUUCCGACGAUCACACACGCUUUCAAGUUUCUGAAUGUAUUGUUUUUAGCCCAAUGGAUUACAAAAGAAAGCUCACUGAGGGGGCCCUGGUGCCGAGUAAAAAGCCAAGAAAUGAUAUGAUUGUUGAUUUAACACAUCAAGAGAGCAAUGCCUUGCUACAGACGGGCCCACCUAGAGUUUCUAACCUUGAGGCCCCCAUCAUGUUACUGACUGGCCAUGAAGGUGAUAUAUUCACCACCAAGUUUUCUCCAGACGGACAACUUCUCGCCUCCUCUGGAUUUGACAGGUUGAUUUAUUUCUGGCUUGUGUAUGGAGAAUGUGAAAAUAUUGCAGUCCUCAAGGGCCACACAGGGGCAGUAAUGGAGCUUCAGUUCUCCACAGAUGGAAACACAGUAUUUACGGCUGCCACAGACAAGACUAUUGCAUUAUGGGAUGUAGAGGUUGGUGAGCGCAUCAAGAAGUGCAAAGGUCACCAGAGUUUUGUAAAUUCAGUAAACGUUGCCAGACGAGGUCCCCAACUAGUCUGUAGUGGAAGCGAUGAUGGCACAAUCAAGUUAUGGGACUCCAGAAAGCGUGGAGAGUUACAGACCUUUCAGAGUACAUACCAAGUUACAGCGUGUACCUUCAAUGAUACAGCCGAGCAAAUCAUCUCGGGAGGUAUCGACAAUGACAUUAAGGUGUGGGACCUAAGGAAGAAUGAUAUGCUCUACCGACUACGAGGACAUGCUGAUACUGUGACGGGGAUGGAGCUGAGUCCUGACGGAUCCUACCUUCUCUCCAACUCUAUGGAUAACACAGUGAGAGUUUGGGACAUCCGACCCUUCGCCCCACAGGAGAGAUGUGUGAAAGUAUUACAAGGACAUCAACAUACAUUUGAAAAGAAUCUCCUGAGGUGUGCGUGGUCCCCGGAUGGAAGUAAAGUCUCGGCAGGGUCAGGUGAUCGUUAUGUGUACGUCUGGGAUACGACAUCACGCCGCAUCCUCUACAAGCUCCCUGGUCAUGCAGGAUCCGUGAAUGAAGUGGAUUUCCACCCAACAGAACCUAUCAUUGCAUCGUGUUCGAGCGACAAGAAGAUAUACAUAGGAGAGAUAGAAUAAGAAAAUAUGAUAGUGUUGUAUGGAGAGUGCUUGUCAAACUUUCACGAAUGAGGUGAUGUGUGUGGAAGAUUUGAUUGAUGAGGAGGAUAUGUGGAAGAUUUGAUUGAUGAGGAGGAUGUGUGUGGAAGAUUUGAUUGAUGAAGAUGUGUGGAAGAUUUCAUUGAUGAGGAGGAUAUUUGCUGCAAGAUUUAUAGAUGAAAGGGAUGUUUGCUGUAUAGAUGAGAUGUGUGUUGAAUGUUAAAGGAGGCUGUCAAACAUUUAUAGACGUGGAGGAUGUUAAUAUGGUCAUACAUUCAAGGUGUUUAUUAAAAAAAAACAAAAAAAACAUUAACGACAAAUCUGUUGUACCACAAUAUAAUGUUAAGAUGGGUUCUAUUUUUACUUAAAAAAUUUUGGCUAAAAUUAUGAAUUAGGAAAUGGACCAAAAUUCUGUGUUCAUUUUCUAUUCCAUAUGUCUGUUUUUCAUAACUUUAUUCUGUCGUCGAAAAAAGCAAAAAAAAAAAAAAAAAAAAAAUAGAACUGUUUGAAAAUACCUGGUAAUAGCAUUUGAAUUGUAUUAUACAUGUAUAUAAGUUCUCAUAACAUAUUGUCUGGCAUAUUGUUUGGACAAAGAUUUUCUUGUUUGUAUGGUAGAAGCAAAUUAUUCCCAUGUCUGUUUACUGGUACCAGGGUAUAUCACCCCUAUAUACAGCCAGACUUGGAGUCCCAUUGUAGUAGCUGGUGGCAACCUCACUCAACAACAUAUGGGAGGCCCAUUUUAUGUUAUCCACAGGAAUUGGGUAAAAUGUCUACCCAGGGACACAGUCACAUAGUAAAAGACUGCUCAUUAUCUCAACUUCCUUGAGAAACAAAAAUUGCUCUGGAUGCGAUUGAAAGCUCACCGCAGAUCUUUAGUGCAGGUUACAUUGACUGAUGCUCAACAGACAGAGCUAUCUUGUCCAUGCAUAAACAAAUAUUAAACAAUGAAUUUAUCCUACAUCACACUGUGAUGCACUGAACGUCUUAUUUUCAAACUAAUUUAUAAAAGUGCAGUCAGGAAAAUAUUAUAUGGAGAAAUCUUGAUCCCGGGGGUAGAAGGAAACCUGACCCAUGGAAUGAGAUUUCAAAAUCACAUUGGUGAAAUCUGUCGUGGAAUUUUAUCAAAAUAUCUCGGGCAUAAUAGUUACCAAGUUGAACAUAUUGUGAACAUUAAUAUAUUUAGUAAACAAUAUGGUUUCUCGCGAUCGAACACCACUGGAUAUGAAUUUCAUCUUUUUAUGACCACGUUCAUCAUCAACGGCAUUCCAUAAUUAGCCGUAGGUCUGUCAUGUGUUUGUGUAUGUAGAUCUGCAUUUUUAUGAAGUAGGCAGCAGUUUCAGGAGAACCUUUAUGUAUCUGACUCAAAAAAUGGAUAUUGACUCUUGAUUUGAAGGAACAUCUAUUCAACCCAGUUUAGUCUGUACAAUUUCCGGAAAAAAAUGGCAGAUUAGAUUUCAUAAAAUGGUAAUUGUCAAAUAUCAAGUGUUCACCGAAAGCCAUGAUUUGGGUUUUAUAGGGUUAUUCAAGAAUCAUCUGUGUGGGAGGCAUUUUUUCAGAGACCCCACCACCCAUCAAAUAUUAAGACAUAUUUAAGUAUAAGGAAAUAGAGAAAAGUGGGGAUUCACCCCACUCAUCAACUUUUUAUACAAGUUUAUCCCACAUAAUUCUGGAAUGGACUUUACCGUAUUUCAACAUCAACCCUAUAUUUUCAUUAAGUAUAUAUAUUUGUGUAAUUAAUUCUGGAACAGCCUUCAUCAGGUUUCACGGAUAUCAAUAAAUGAUUGGAUAUGAA